Messenger RNA from Plasmopara halstedii, 606 nucleotides. RefSeq names its product splicing factor. Bases 1 to 606 code for a protein of 201 amino acids. Lineage: Eukaryota; Oomycota; Peronosporomycetes; Peronosporales; Peronosporaceae. Gene Ontology annotation, molecular function: mRNA binding. The transcript is spliced from 4 exons. The record is from RefSeq and is a predicted model, not a curated record. Gene Ontology annotation, cellular component: ribonucleoprotein complex; nucleus; cytoplasm.
AUGGCACGUGUCUAUGUCGGGAACUUGCCCGAAAUCGUGCGUGAACGUGACUUAUCGGAUAUGUUUGAGCGCUUUGGACGACUGUUAAGUGUCCAGAUUAAGUUUCCAACCCGUCCACCACCAUUUGCGUUCUUGACAUACGAAGAUGAAAGAGAUGCAAGUGAUGCUGUACGUUCAAUGAAUAAUGUCGUGAUCUCAGGUAGUCGAAUUCGGGUGGAAAUGUCACGUGGUACAUAUGAACCCCGACGUCGUGGUACCCAAUAUCGCGUAACCAUUUCUGGGUUACCCGAUACAAUGAGUUGGCAAGAUUUAAAAGAUUUUUUACGUAAAGGUGGUGAUGUCAUUCAUACAGACGUCGAUCGUCGUGGUCAUGGAUCAGCAUCAUUUGCAACAUCGGAUGAAAUGCAUCGUGCAAUUCGUAAAUUAAAUGAUUUUGAAUUGAAUGGAGAUCGAAUUCGAAUUCGUGAAGAUGUUCCACGUAAUCGAUCCCGUUCACUUUCACGUUCACCACGUCGUCGUCAUCAUUCACGAUCGCGAUCGAUUUCUCUUUCACCACGACGUAAUCGCAUUCAUCGUCGUCGACUUUCCCCAUCUCGUUCUCGUUGA